Molecule: messenger RNA, 395 nt
Organism: Hibiscus syriacus
Lineage: Eukaryota; Viridiplantae; Streptophyta; Magnoliopsida; Malvales; Malvaceae
Exons: 3
Coding region: 12-395 (127 amino acids)
Biological process (GO): lipid metabolic process
Molecular function (GO): phosphoric diester hydrolase activity
Source: RefSeq, a predicted model, not a curated record
UUCAUUUAGUCAUGGUGAAGAUGGUGGUAGGUAUUAUGGCUAGUUGGAGAGCAGUAUCUAGCAAACGCAGGAACAACUUAGUUUGGACAAUUGUGCCAUUUUAUUUACUUUGGUGUUUGUGGGGUGAGAGAUAUUGUAGAGAAUUUGAUCCAGUGGAAUAUUGUGCUCUUAACUCAAAGGCUGAGACGCAAUUAAGCAGGUGCGGUUGGCUGAACAAUCCUCCCCUUGUGUGUGCUCAUGGUGGUGACUCAACUAAUGCCUUCCCAAACACAAUGUCUGCAUAUGGAUUUGCUCUUCGUUCUCAAGUAGAUUGCAUUGAAAUUGAUGUCUCUCGCUCAUCAGAUGGAGUUUUGUUUGCACUUCAUGACAGGUAUUUUCAUCUCAUAAUCAUAUGA